UGGGAGGAGAGAAGCUCAUGGUCAUGAUCUUCUUUUUCACACUCUUCAUGUUCUCACACAAGACUGGAUUAACUGAAAAAUAAAACUGAGGGCGACACAAGAAAAUGAAAAUGACCCUAAUUUUCAGUGUUUUUUGCGUGUUUUUAUUCACGUGGAAUGGUGUUGAAGGCCAAAUCCGUGAAAAGGUGCUGAAAGAGGAUGAAGCUGCGACCAUCACUAUAUCUGACCGGGAACCUCCAGGGUCUAUAUUGUUUUGGAUUCGGCUGAGAGAAAAUGGACAGGGCUUUGAGCACAUAGGAGCGUACAGCAAGCGUUCCCCUAAAGUAGAAGACGAGGAAAGAUUUGAAUUGACUGAAAAGGGUCUUAAAGUAAAACAUUUCGAUCGUCUGAAAGACAGCGGCACUUACAGCUGCGUCUCCAUUAACAACAACAAGCUGCAGUUCGACUGCGUCACCAAACUGCGUGGAGAGCAAGUCCCGACAACAAGCAAACCAAAGGAAACACCUCGCAUCCAGACAGAGGCUAUGACAACAAAAGCUACUGUGAACUGUAGACACAAUUUUAUAGGGAAAUUGAAUGAAAGAAUAGAUGUUCGUUUGGGUUGCGAGCUGCACAUCUUAAUUCCUUUGGCUGCUGGCUCUGGACUUCUCCUCCUGAUUCUGAUCUUCACCAUUCUUUACUGCAAUAGGAUUAGAACAAGACGAUGCCCUCACCAUUACAAAAGACAACCCCGAAGCAGAACAGCGGGCCACAAAACUCUACCCAAUCCUCCAGACUAUUGAACACGAUCACCAAGAAAAAUGGCAUUCAAUUUUUCUUUUUUUAUUUCCAGGUUAUACUUUUUAAAUACUUUUUAAAAAACCUUUGUGUGAGGGGCUAUCAGAUCUUUCACCUGAAAAGAUUUCUGUAGUAGAAGUAUUGCUUGAAACGCUUAACAUUUGAAAUGGGAUUUUUAGAUAAUUUUAACCUUUUUUUAAUAAAUGUGGACCAAAAAUAUUUUUUGCUUAAUAUUAAUAAUAAUAAUAAUAAAUUAUAUAUAUAUAUAUAUAUUAUAUUCUUCUUCAUCUUCUUCUAUUUCUUUUUGUUUGAUGUUUUUAAUGCUGUCGAUGCAUGCAAUUUCUUAAGGUGUCAAAUGCAAUGGUUUGAAAUCUAUAUCAAUAAAUCUCCCAGCUGCACACGUAGUCAUUUAGGAGGUGUGGCCCAACAUCAGUAAAUAAAGUAAUAUGUUAGAAAUAUUUUUUAUGACUUUAUUGUUCAUUUCAUUUCAAAAUAAAAAUACAUUUAGGAAAGAAUAGAUUUUUGUUUAGGUGCCAUCUGCUGCCAGGAAUGUGUAUUGCUAUUUGUUAUGUAGUUGUGUACAGUGUAGUGUAUAAAUGAAAAAAAUAAAUAAAAUAAAAUUACUUAUCAAAGUCAGCUUUGUCUCCUGCACACACUCCAGAUUUUUUUCCUUAGCAUGAGAAACAUUUUGUUUCUAUUUUCAUUUCACGGAAAUCCACCACGAUUUUGAAAUUGGAAAUCAGAGCUCCUAAUUAAAACCUGGUCAUUCACAAAGUAGGGGGAGAAACCAAUGAAUUUUUCAUCUUUUGUUAAUAAGUUAUCCAGUAAUCCAUGAUUAAUGGUGUAUUUGCCUUAAAACUGUGAAGUGUAUAGUCAGUGUUAAAUACAGGAAGUUCUCCUGUGAGUAGCCAUGUUGAUGAAAUGUCGCUUGCUGAACUCAUUUAUAUAUUAAAAUGACCACAAGCUUCCAAGAUAAGGAUUUCAGGGUCAAGGUGACUCCAGAGCUUGAUGUGAGGAUGAUUGAGGGAAGAGUACACAGAGCAUAUAGUGUAGUGAAAAGGGUUACGUUUUAAAAACAGGUUUAAUUUCACAAAAGACUCAGAAAUCAAAAUUUUUAUUUUUUUUUUUACAAUCUUUAUUAUUUUUUAACCAGAAAAAACCCUCCUCCAUAUCUCAGUCCCUGGGUUAAAAUAAGAUUGCACUUCAGCAGAAAGGCACAGUAUUGAAGUGAUAUCACCAUGACAGGAAGACAAAGUGAAAGACAACAACGAAAAAAUUAUAAUUAAAGCAUGCUCAUGGAAGCCUGAUCCAGACGUUUAGGGGUUUCGGGAUUUUUUUUUGAUGAAAAAAAUAGUCUAAUGGACAACGUAAAUGGAAAGCUGUCAAACCAAGUGGUGUUAGUUCUGAUGAAGAAACGAAACGAAAAACUCAUACUUGGUCUGCCACAUCCUACUCAAGCUGUAAAUAACAAGAAAAUAGUGUGCAUACAGGACUAGUUCAGGUGUUACAUAUGAAUCAAAUGCACUAACCACAUAUCAGCUCCAACCGGUUGCUUAAAGGAAGUUCAUUUGUCGUGUAAGCCUUGCUAGUAAGCUCUUUGAAACCUUACAGGGCCGGGUAUUAGCUGAGCAGUUCAU
Molecule: messenger RNA, 2414 nt
Organism: Silurus meridionalis
Lineage: Eukaryota; Metazoa; Chordata; Actinopteri; Siluriformes; Siluridae
Gene: cd8a
Product: CD8a molecule
Exons: 6
Coding region: 105-782 (225 amino acids)
Source: RefSeq, a predicted model, not a curated record